AUGAAAUUCAAAUUGUUUUUCCUUUUUUGUCUUGUUUUCUUGGUGGGUCAGCUGGAGAGCUUCCCUCAACAAGGUAGGUGUUCUUUUCUUCUCAUUUAUGCUUAAUGAUUCCAGAAGUACGUAUCCAUUAUUUUAAGCGAGAUUGAAGAAACAAAAACUCAUAAGUGGUUUACUCAUUAUCAUUUUGAUGUAGCGGAUUUUGUACGUCCAUCUCUGUACUGCCGAGCUUGGUAUUACCUGUUUCGUGUCAUCAAAAUUUUAGGCCUUUUCCUCGUUUAUAUUCAUGUUUCGGUCUCGUCAUGCUUAAACGGUUUUUUACUUUUACUUUUGGGUUUCAAAUGACAAGCGUCGACAUGCAUAUGGCUUCACUUUUGUGUCCAAACAUAAUUAUCUCCCCUUUCUAACAGGUGUUUUCAACUUGCAAAUUGGAUUCGCUUCGCCCAAAAUUACUGUGAACUUUUUUAAUAUCAAGAACGUUAUGGCAGUAUUCAUUUACGAGUGAUUACGACAUGUGAUCUUUGAAUAUGCGAUUGAUCGUUGACCUGUUUUCAUUCAUUAAGACUUUGAAACAUUGUAACUAAAACUUAAUAUAAAUUUCUUUAAAAACAAAAGAAAAUGAAAAUGAAAUAUAUAAAAAAGGAAAGGUAGUUUAUGCACUAUUUCCGAGAGUGGCAUUCCGGUAUUUUGAGUCAAAUUUCUGGAUGGAAGACCGACUUCAUGCUUCGCUAGGAGAAACAUCUUUGUAAGACAGUUCCCGUAGGGUCUUAUUACCGUCCAAGUAAUCGUACAGGAUCCACUACUACCAACAACAACAACAACAACAACAACAACAACAAGGAAAACGUUUAAAUCACCAAAUUGUUGUCUCAGUAACCCCUCUUUGCUGACAAGUCAAUAACGACGUAGUAUGAAUAAUAAACUUUGAUUUUUUUAUUUAUUCAUUUAUGUUUUAAGGUGACCCUGAUCCUUAAUAUUGCAUUACGUUAAUAGAAGAUAAAUGAUUCAUUAAGAAUUCAAUGAAAUUAGAACUCGCAAAUUCUAAAAGAUGCAUCUUUGGUUAAAGUAAAGUAUUAACUACAUGCAUACAAUAAUAAUGGUAAUAAUGUUUGCCUAUGCCAUUACUUUUCCUCGCUGCUACGUUACCCAUUUGCGAUGAACAUCAGCAGUGUUAAUUGGACAUGGACUUCUUUUUUACAUUUUUUCGUUUUUUUUUUUUUUUUGCUUUUAUUGCCACGGGCAAAUAUUAGAACCAGAGGAAAACGAGGAACCGGGGGGAGAAACCGAAGAACCCGAGGGGGAAACUGAAGAACCCGAGGGAGAAAGUGAGGAAACUGGGGACCCUGAAGAAAAAGAGGAACCAGAGGAAACAGAGGAACCGGAGGAGACAGAGGAACCCGAGGUGACAGAUGAGCCCGAAGAAGCCGAAGUGUAG
This is a messenger RNA of Porites evermanni, 1432 nucleotides long. NCBI's taxonomy places the organism in Eukaryota, Metazoa, Cnidaria, Anthozoa, Scleractinia, Poritidae. The record is from the annotation of a GenBank genome assembly.